Messenger RNA from Aphanomyces astaci, 489 nucleotides. RefSeq lists its product as hypothetical. The record is from RefSeq and is a predicted model, not a curated record. Bases 1 to 489 code for a protein of 162 amino acids. NCBI's taxonomy places the organism in Eukaryota, Oomycota, Saprolegniomycetes, Saprolegniales, Verrucalvaceae. The transcript has a single exon. Gene Ontology annotation, molecular function: nucleic acid binding.
AUGGAACAACAGAUCUUGCGCUCUCUGUCGGCCGCGUGUGGAAUCCCCAUAACGACGAUCAUUAGCCACAUGAAGAAGAAUCCUCGCUUCAAGGCGCGGUCAAACUACGUCAAGCCCCAUCACAUCCCUGCAAACGUUGGAGAAUGGCUCAAGUUUGCCAUGUCCUUCGUUCGUCCUUUGCCAGGUGGACGCUAUCUUUUCAACGACAUGCACGACUAUGUGCAUGUAGACGAAAAGUGGUUCUACUUGACGAAGGUUAAAGGUAGGUACUAUGUGUACGACGACGAAGAGGUCACUGUUCGGGCUGUCAAGUCAAAGCGUUUUAUCACCAAUGUGAUGUUCCUUGCCACUGUGGCUAGACCGCGAUAUGACCCACACGGCAAGAAGGCAUGGGACGCGAAGGUUGUUUUUUGGCCCUUCGUUCAAGUGACGCCAGCGCAGCGUGGAAGCAAGAACAGGCCGAAGGGCGCCAUGGUCACCACCCCAUAA